AUGGUGGCGGAGGCUGAGGAGGAGGAGGAGGGUGGCCGGGAGGAGGACCGCACGCUGUGGAGCGAGGUGGAGCUGGAGGAGGGAUGCUCUCACCAGGUGCAGGACAACCACCACCUGGUUACCCACGGCAACGGUCCUCAGAGCCGGGCCGAGGCGUCCCUGCCCACCUGUCUGCGGCUCAGACGCGCCGAGUUCUCCGGCGAGGUGCUGGGGGUGGUGAGUAGGCAGCAUAUUGCCGUGGGAACGCGCUUCGGGCCUCUAGUGGGUGUGGCCUAUGGAGUGAACGACGUACCGGCAAACGCCAACAGGAAAUACUUCUGGAGGGUGUUUUCCGAGGGCCGCCUCCUCCACUUCCUGGACGGGGCGGACGAGGGCCGGAGCAACUGGAUGCGCUACGUGAACCCUGCGCGAUGCCCUGCGGACCAGAACCUGGCCGCGGCCCAGGCGGGGGCAGGGGGCAUCUUCUUCUACACCGUGCGGCCCGUGGCACCAAACGAGGAGCUGCUGGUGUGGUACUGCCCGGAGUUCGCCAGCCGCCUGCUGGGCUCGCUGGCACAGACGCAGAUGAGGCUCAACAGUGGCACCCAUGAGCCAGCGCCACUCCUGUCCCUUUCCUCCGAGCCAGCGGAGGGCGCCACUGUGCCCAUGCUGUCCAAGAGCCCUGUAAAGCGUGGCCACAGCGUGCUGGAUAUCCUGAAGAAGGAGGAACCCCGUCGUUCACCAAGCGACAAAACGUCCUCACAAGCAAUCUGCCCAAGACCUGCCCAAGUCAGUGCUGAUAGCCAAGGAGAUACAGCUUACCCCAUGGCCUUGGUGGCUAAUGGUGGAACCCGUUCGGAACACAACAGGUCGGAAUGGAUCGUGGGUUCUUCUUCAGGUGCACUGAGAGAAGUACUAUCGGAAUCCUCCAGACCCCACUCCAAUACCAGCCUCAGACCAGCCAUGUAUCCGGAAUAUUCCGUGCCAUAUUCGGUUCCAUUGCACAUGUACUCCGCACCUCAGUUCUACUGCCCGUCUGGCCUCCCUCCACCAAUCGGACUGGAUAGGACACCUAGUCCGUUCAGUAGGCCUAACCCCUAUUUGCUGAGUCUGCCCGGCAACAGGGCGAGCACUGUUUUGAUUGGUCCUCCUGAAGCACACAGGAGGAGGAGGAGCCUUCCCGCUCACAGCUACCUCUACGACUCGACCUCAGUGCCGGCGCCACGUGACCUCAAAGGCCUUCACGUCCCGGUGGGCCUUGCCACCUACCCCAGCACACCUGGCAGCACGUCCUACAAUGGCUUCUCCCCAGCCACCCACUUCCACAGCCCAUCUCUGGGCACCACCACCUCCACCACCACCAGCCUUUGGGGCACCUCCGCGCCAGACCAGCCCAGGGAUACGUCACCGCUGCAGGGCAUGGCUGUGUCCUCGGGACCCCCUCCCCCUGUGCCCUCCAAGCCCACCUCUGCUCAGCUAGAAGCCAAACAACAGGCGGCGCUACAGAGGGCCCCCAGCGGUGACACGGUGACCUACAGGACGCUGGCCUACCCGCUCACGAGGCAGAACGGGAAGAUCCGCUACGACUGCAACGUCUGCGGCAAGAUUUUUGGGCAGUUGUCCAACUUGAAGGUGCACCUGCGCGUCCACAGUGGGGAGCGUCCCUUCAGGUGCCAGACGUGCCGCAAGACCUUCACCCAGCUGGCUCACCUGCAGAAGCACCGGCUGGUGCACACCGGGGAGAAGCCCCACCACUGUGAGGUGUGCCACAAGCGUUUCAGCAGCACCAGUAACCUGAAGACGCACCAGCGGUUGCACUCGGGUGAGAAGCCUUAUCGGUGCCGCACGUGCCCGGCGCGCUUCACACAGUUCAUCCACCUCAAGCUCCACCGGCGUCUCCAUAGCAGCAGCAGCAGUAGGGGGGCACAGGGCACCGUGGUGGGAGGAGCAGCAGGCGUGGCGGCGGACGGCCUCGGGUUGGGGUUCAGGUGGGAUGGGCCCCCUUACGUCUGCCCGUCCUGCCCCAGCUCCUACCUCCACCUCUGCAGCCUGCAGAUCCACCUGCAGGGCUUCUGCCCCGCCAUGCAGCCUCCGGACACAAGGGGGCAGGCGUGCGUGCAGGAGCAGCUGGCGCGCGUCGGCGCGGAGCUGGAGAGGUUUGACCUGAGCGAGGCUGCGGAGAGGUUGGAGAGGAAGGCUGACGCGGAGGAGAGUGAGAGGAGUGUCCUUAUGAGUGUUUUUUGGAGGGAGGUGGAGGCGCAUACGGCGUUAACCUCUACCGUCCAGCAGGGCGGCGGAAGAGGAACAGUGCUGGUGAGGCACUGCAGAGGAGACGGGGAAGAAGCAGAGGGUCUGCGACACAACACUCAUCUACCUCCAUUCAAUGUGCACAUCAAACAGGAACUGGAACUGUAGUGUAGUGAACUGUAGACACUCACAAUUGGCUGCUACAAACCCUAGCCUGGGCGAAAGCGAAUGUUGACUCCGUCAAACAGUCUGGCAAAAGCCAAGAGGAAUCCGUCUCCGUGGAGGGUGAGAUGGUCUGAUCUUACUCUGCCAUUUACAUUCAUUUGAGUUCCGAAUUC
Messenger RNA from Engraulis encrasicolus (European anchovy), 2564 nucleotides. It is a transcript of the gene prdm1c, whose product is annotated as PR domain containing 1c, with ZNF domain. Gene Ontology annotation, cellular component: cytoplasm; nucleus. The coding region runs from base 1 to 2394 and encodes 797 amino acids. Gene Ontology annotation, molecular function: DNA-binding transcription repressor activity, RNA polymerase II-specific; RNA polymerase II cis-regulatory region sequence-specific DNA binding; protein binding. Lineage: Eukaryota; Metazoa; Chordata; Actinopteri; Clupeiformes; Engraulidae. The transcript has 7 exons. Gene Ontology annotation, biological process: regulation of transcription by RNA polymerase II; cell fate commitment. The record is from RefSeq and is a predicted model, not a curated record.